Hydractinia symbiolongicarpus is the source of this 2145-nucleotide messenger RNA. RefSeq lists its product as uncharacterized. The record is from RefSeq and is a predicted model, not a curated record. Lineage: Eukaryota; Metazoa; Cnidaria; Hydrozoa; Anthoathecata; Hydractiniidae. The coding region runs from base 286 to 1371 and encodes 361 amino acids. Gene Ontology annotation, molecular function: GTP binding; GTPase activity. The transcript is spliced from 8 exons.
UCAAAAACUGGAGAAACAGGAAUUAAAUCAUGUGAUGACUGAGUGUUCUUGGCAGCUCAUUAGAAAAAUAUUACGGAUGAUUGGUUUUCAAGAAGAUGAUUGGUUCUUCAAAGUUUUUUUAUUGUUUAGAUUGAAAGUCAAAUUUCCCAACUCACUUUACAUGAAAGACAAUUAAGAAACGAGAACGAGGCUUUAAAUGAGGAAAAAUCUGCUUUGGUCGAAAAAAUUAAGGAGUACGACAGUAGCUUGAAAGAGUUACAAGACCAUGUCAUUCAGAGAACAAAAAUGGCGGAGCUGGAAAAAGAAAAUUACAAACAAUGCUUGCGUCGAUAUCAAGAUUUAGUCGAAGAAAAAGAAUUUCUAGAUGUCAACAUUAGCAAUCUCUCCUCUGAAAUAGAAGAUCUACGCAUUCAAAACAAAUCACUGUUAGACCAACAACAAAACUGGACUAAUUCCAGUAUCCAUUAUGAACGCCCUGUUUCUCCAAUUGACCCACUAGAUGAUAAUUUUGAUGUUAACUCCAACACGGACAUGUUUCAAUAUCGUGCUGCUUCUCCUGAGAAUAUGGCAAAUAAGAGUACCGCAUCGUCAAUUUUCAGUGACAUUCAAAUAUCCGCUACUCCUGCUACUCCGCUUAUUCAAACUCCAAAUGGCUUGACACCUUUGAAACAACGUUCAUUCGAUCAGAGCAAAAAUAUUCUAACUUCAUCACCGAGAAAACAAAUUUACAAAAAUUCUGUCCAGACUCCAAUACGACUUGCCUCAUCAAACCAAACAGAAUUUAAAGUCAUUUUCACUGGUGAUGUUAAUGUAGGCAAGACAAGUUUAAUUCGUCGUAUUUGUCACAAUAAAUUUCGUGCGAACAGGGAAAUGACUUAUGAGGCAGAUUAUUUAACUAAAGUGGUCGAACAUAAAGACCAAAAAGUCCGUUUAAAACUUUGGGAUACAGUCGGUCAGGAAAGAUUUAACAGUAUACCCCCGUCAUAUUUUCGUAAAUCUGACGUCGUUAUAUUGAUGUACGACAUUGAGGAAGACACCUCAUUUUUUAACGCUAAAACCUGGAUACGUACAAUUCACGACUACACGACUGAGCAUGUCUUCCUGGUUUUGGUUGCAAACAAGUCAGAUUUGCAUCAUAAACGAAGAGUACAAAAAGAAAAAGGGGAGCUACUUGCGAAGGCUCAUGAUGCUAUGUAUGUAGAAACUAGCGCAAAAACAGGCGAGAAUGUAAACACUCUCUGCGAUAUGAUAGCUAGCACUUUGUUAGAACGUGAAGAUACCGUAUUUAUUCGAAAUAAUUUCGAGAACAAUUUAUGCAGUCUAAGUUACUCGAAGAGAAAAAUGGCAGCUCCAUCAAUAUGCUGUCAGUAAAAACUCGCAAUUCGCUUGUUGGUGAAUCUCUAAAUCGGAGCCUGAAGAUUCAUGUAUUAGUUUUGACUAUACAGCCUAUCAAUAUUCUUAGAAUUGUAACAAAUUGAAACAUGAGAAGAUAAACAUAAAAAAAAAACAUUUUACAGCCAACUAUGUCGAGACUUCGUUUGAUCACAUAUGAAGACAGUACAAUAAAUGUUAGCAUUUUACUUCACAGUAUUAGAAUAUUUAUAUACAGAUGCACCAUAUUGCAUUUUCUCUAAUCAUAAUAUACAAACUAGAGAGGUUAGUAUAAGCGCUUCGAUCGCAUUCCGCGGUGACGCUGCUUUUUGUAUCACAUGAACAAACAGCUGCCCUGAACUUAUGCAACAUAUUUAGAAGUUGCAGUCAUUACUCCUUUAUUGAGAAGUUUUCACGUGAAAAUAUCACCUUUUCCCUAGCAUUAAUAACAGCUACAGUAAAAUAUUUUUUUAUAUACUUUCAAGAUUGUAGCGCAAGUUAGAAAUUUCUUUCCUGCAUCUUAUCGGAGAAAUUUUUUUCUCUCCGUUAAACGCUUAUCUAUUAUUGCCUAGUUUUGGCUUUGACAAUUGCAUUCCGUAGGGUAAAGUGUUAAAAAGGACUGUAUGUGCUAGAAGGUUACCAAGGCAACUAGGGAAAUUUUUUUUAAAAUUUUGGAACUCACUUUGAGAAUUUAACGUGUUGACAUUUUGUGAAACUUUAAAUAAAACCUUUUUCUUUGAGGAUGGUAUACACCAUCAAAAAUAUUUAAGACUC